AUGGCAGAUCAAUUGAAGGCAGAAUUGUGGACAAGCUCAUCAAAUGAAGCACUUAAACUUUUCAUAGCUGAUUCCGAAGGAGCAGUUUCGUUCCCCCCCGUUUUCACGUAUCCAAUCUUUGGAGACAGUGAAACCAUAUAUGGGUAUCAAGGUUUAGAAAUUUUGCUUUGUUUCAAUCAUUAUACAUUCCGGCCAUUUCUUAAUAUUAGAUACGAUAAGAAAUUGGAGAUGCCCAAUGUUGAAGACCCCAAGUCGAAACUCUUGACGCUAUUAUCUAAGCAAACGGUUUUCAAAGAUGAAGUGAAAUGGGUUGAUGAAGUGAAGAAUGAAAUUGCUAAUUAUCAAAUUCCAGGGCAACUUGUUGAUGAUUUUGAACAAGACAACGAAUCAUAUGAAAUAUACAAACUUGAUUUGACAUCAGAUUCUGGGUUGGAAUUGCAUCAACGAUUGCAAAUCUUGGUGCUUUUGUUCAUUGAAGCUGGUAGUUAUAUUGAUUCCAAUGAUCCAUUGUGGAAUGUUUAUGUACUUUAUAAAGUGAGUCCAAACGAGAAGAAUCCUCGCUCUAUUAUAGGAUUUACCACCAUAUAUCAAUAUUGGAAAUACCCUGGGGCCAAAGCUUUUGAUGAAGGUUUAAGGGAAACAAGAUUAAAGAUAUCUCAAUUUAUCAUUUUACCUCCUUAUCAAGGUAAAGGAUUAGGUCAACUAUUCUAUAGUCGAUUGUUCGGGAAUUGGUUGAAGAACGAAGAAAUCGUGGAAAUCGUGGUAGAAGACCCUAACGAACAAUUUGAUGAUAUGAGAGAUCGUGCUGAUUUAUCAUUCUUAAACAAACAACUUGAUCUUAAUUUAAUUAACACCAAAUUGACCCCAGGGUGGAUCGAACUCACGCGCAAAAAGUUCAAGUUGGAAAAACGUCAGUUCGCACGACUUUUGGAGAUGAUUCUUCUUUAUAAGCUCAAACAUAAUACUGGCUCGGAUUCCGUUAAAGAUGUACGGCUUUUCAUUAAAAGACGACUUUUUGAAAAGAACAUUGAAGCAUUAAGUCCACUUGAAGAAGCCGAUCGUAGAGACAAACUUCAUACCGCUUAUCAAUCAUUGACUGAAGAUUAUUAUAGGAUCUUAGACGGUGUCAGGUUACGUAUGAAACGUUCUUUAACAGAUGACAAUGAUGAUGUCAAUGACGACACCAACGACGAGUCAGCCUCACUAGAAAAAUCCAAAAAGGUCAGACUUAAUAAACAAUAA
This is a messenger RNA of Lizanozyma spartinae, 1242 nucleotides long. It is a transcript of the gene HAT1, whose product is annotated as histone acetyltransferase catalytic subunit. Gene Ontology annotation, cellular component: nucleus. NCBI's taxonomy places the organism in Eukaryota, Fungi, Ascomycota, Pichiomycetes, Serinales, Debaryomycetaceae. Gene Ontology annotation, molecular function: histone binding; histone H4 acetyltransferase activity. Gene Ontology annotation, biological process: subtelomeric heterochromatin formation. The transcript has a single exon. The record is from RefSeq and is a predicted model, not a curated record. Bases 1 to 1242 code for a protein of 413 amino acids.